CAGGAAGUUGUCUUGUGAGGGAAACCUAAUGACAAACUGAACUGAGCUUAUUAAAUAUCCACAGACACAUACAUCGGUAUUUGUUUUGUCUCGAUUGAUUAUUCGUUGUGUGUUGUGCUCGUCUACAGGCGGAUCGGACCGUUUGCUGUGUUUACUGUCAAACUUCACGCGCGCGUCGAAGAGGUCGCGACGGUAACCGAGUGCUAAAUAAAACCAGGUCAGAAUGGCGGAUGACUUCGACGUCGAGGCCAUGCUGGAAGCGCCUUAUAAGAAGACUUGCCUAAUGAUAUCUCACCUCUACUCCCCUGAAUACAUCUUUGAUUCCAGUGUGAACUGUGAAAAAAAGACAAGCUGUGAGACAGAGAUGGCAUCGAGCUCUCACAGUCCAACAACGCAAACUGGGGAAGAUCACACGGACUGACAACCUUCACUCUGGAAUGCCCUUUAGCAGCUCUAUAGCAUGACAACAACAAGACUUAGGCUAAAAAUAGCAGGGUACCUAUACUACCCUAAAAACACAUGGCCUAGCAUGUCAAGACCUUGAACUUACACAAGACAAGGCCCCCCUCACCUUGGAUUAUUUACAACAGACCAUUAGAUUACAUUCAAUUUGCACAUGCUUUUAUCCAAAGUGACAAAACGAGGAAAAACACAAGCAAUUUAUCAUAAAGGAGCCAACAAUAGUAGCAUUUCUGUCUUUUCUCUUAUCCCCCUCCCCUCUUAAUUUCCAAUGUUUCCUCUCCAUCCUCAUGUUGUUCUUUUAUCAAUCUUGUUCAGGGUGAAAGCAAGUCCUCUGGCGCAGAUGGUCAUAAUGAGGAACGCAGCAAAAAGAAAAGACGUAGCGGCAGUCGUAGUCCGAGCCCAGGUCACCGGAGGAGUAGAAGCGGGGGCCUCAAGAAGAGCCGCGAACAACGCAGGAGCCGUAGCCGCGAGCGGAAACGUUCACGGAGCAAAGAACACAAGCGGUCGCGAUCCCGCAGCAAGGAUCGGGGUGGACGUUAUCGUGGACGCAAAAGCCCCUUUAUGGGGCCGAAAUUAAAUGGUGGUCCUGGAGGGAAGACCGGCCCACCGCAUUUCCCCAAACACAGUCGCAGGCGCUCUCGGAGCAGAAGCCCAUUUAAGAAGGACAAAAGCCCUGUCAGGCAACCGAUAGAUAAUCUGAGCCCAGAGGAGAGAGACGCCCGCACAGUGUUCUGCAUGCAGCUCGCUGCCAGAAUUAGACCCAGAGAUCUGGAAGAUUUCUUCUCUGCAGUGGGAAAAGUCCGUGACGUAAGGAUGAUCUCGGAUAGAAACUCUCGGAGGUCGAAGGGCAUUGCAUACAUUGAGUUUGUGGAUUCGACAUCGGUACCGCUGGCGAUCGGCCUGACGGGGCAGAGGGUUCUGGGAGUGCCUAUUAUAGUCCAGGCUUCACAGGCUGAGAAGAACAGGGCGGCAGCCAUGGCCAGCAUGCUCCAGAGAGGCGGUGCAGGACCCAUGCGGCUCUAUGUGGGCUCCCUGCACUUCAAUAUAACUGAAGACAUGCUCAGGGGCAUUUUUGAGCCAUUUGGAAAGAUUGAGGGCAUCCAGCUAAUGAUGGACAGUGAGACUGGCAGGUCAAAAGGAUACGGAUUCAUAUCAUUUGCAGAUGCAGAAUGUGCUAAAAAAGCCCUGGAUCAACUAAAUGGUUUCGAGCUUGCAGGGAGGGCAAUGAAGGUGGGUCAUGUUACCGAGCGUUCGGAUGCCUCGUCUGCAAGCUCCUUCCUGGACAGUGAUGAACUGGAGAGAACUGGCAUUGACUUGGGCACAACAGGUCGACUUCAGCUGAUGGCAAGACUCGCAGAAGGUACAGGACUGCAGAUUCCUGCUGCUGCUAAGCAGGCCUUACAGAUGAGCGGCUCUGUGGCAUUUGGAAAUCUGGCAAAUGCCUCAACCACACAACAUCUUGUUCCCAAUCCUGGGAUGAACCAAGCUAUGAACCUUCCAAGUCAGCCACUUGCUACGCACUGCUUGCAGCUCUCCAACAUGUUCAGUCCACAGGCGGAAAACGAUCCAGGCUGGGACCUGGAGAUAAAAGAUGAUGUCAUCGAAGAGUGCAGAAAACAUGGAGGCAUUGUUCACAUAUACGUCGACAAGAACUCUGCUCAAGGAAAUGUUUAUGUGAAGUGUCCAACCAUCCCAGUAGCAAUGGCUGUUGUAGGCGCCCUGCAUGGUCGCUGGUUUGCAGGUAAAAUGAUCACAGCUGCCUACGUGCCUCUCCCUACCUACCAUAACCUGUUUCCAGAUGCUGCCACAGCCACAGAGCCCCUGAGGCCCAUGCACCGGUGAUCCACGGAGUGACCCCUGCUGAUCAUCUGGAUCCAUAAGCUUACCCUACAAUCCCUUCCCAACUGAACAGAGACAGUCCUGUCAUGGAGGGCCGUCUAAUGAAUGGAGUUAGAUUUCACAGUUGGACUGUAUUUUCAUAUUGUAUUUUAGCAGGGGUGUUGUUCUGCAAUUACAAUCACCUUCUCUGCGUUUCGCAAGCUUCAGACCAGCUCUCAGCUUUCUGUACAGUGGUCUAUUGAUAAGUGAAAACCUGUAACACCGUCGCCCUCUCUAGAUGAGCUCUUAAAUCCCGAAAACAUUUUUUGAAAGGUAUUUGAGCAUCUUUCCGUUUGUUUGAUUUUUCUCAUAAGGUUUCUUUCUUUGUUUGGUCUUCAAGUCAAAGUUUUCAUUGGUCUUCAUCUUUCUGUGAUUGGCAUUGUGUUGUGAAAUACUGGUUCAUUUUCCUUUGUUUCUUUAUUUUUAAGCAACAAAAGACAACUAGAAAAAAAGAUAAAUUUUUUUUCUGCAGUCUAGUUGAGCUGUUUAGCUUUCUAAUACAUCUUUGAAUUUAUAACUUUUCAUAAUCAAGAAUUGAUUUUUCUAAAAUCUUCUACUGAUUAAAAGACUUUCACAACACUGUAAAAA
Molecule: messenger RNA, 2928 nt
Organism: Cyprinus carpio (common carp)
Lineage: Eukaryota; Metazoa; Chordata; Actinopteri; Cypriniformes; Cyprinidae
Product: RNA-binding protein 39-like
Exons: 17
Coding region: 1024-2304 (426 amino acids)
Biological process (GO): mRNA processing
Cellular component (GO): nucleus
Molecular function (GO): RNA binding
Source: RefSeq, a predicted model, not a curated record